Myzus persicae (green peach aphid) is the source of this 11387-nucleotide messenger RNA. Its product is annotated as dynein heavy chain 3, axonemal-like. Gene Ontology annotation, molecular function: dynein intermediate chain binding; minus-end-directed microtubule motor activity; ATP hydrolysis activity. NCBI's taxonomy places the organism in Eukaryota, Metazoa, Arthropoda, Insecta, Hemiptera, Aphididae. Gene Ontology annotation, cellular component: dynein complex. The transcript is spliced from 53 exons. Gene Ontology annotation, biological process: microtubule-based movement. The record is from RefSeq and is a predicted model, not a curated record.
AUGCAAAUCAGAGGUCCUAUUCCAUGGCACCAAACCGCUAUUAUUCAAAGACAUCAGAUAAGGCAAAAUUUAUACAUUUUUAAUGAAUCUAUUUUAAUGUUGAAUACUAUAUGGGAAAAGUAUUCUAAAGGCUAUAUUUUUUCUAUAGAAAAUUUAAAAGAAGAAGGUUUGCCUAUGAAACCAAGUUCUCUACAAGAGUUUUUGGAUAAAUCAUGUGGGCAAUUUCGGAAGAAAUUAUUAAAUGAGUGGAUUGUGGAAUGUGCUGAGUUAUUUCUGAAAAUAAAAGAAAGUUAUCGAGAUUUAUUAGCAAAGCAUGGAAUAAAUGCAAUUAAGGAUAAAAUUCAAAAGUUUUUUGACUGUGUUGCAACUCUCAUGUCCAGGCAGUUGAGACAAUUUGUAUUUAAGUCUUUAAAACAUUUUAUGAAGAAAAUACUUGAAUAUAAGGACGGAAAUGCAAUAGAUACUGAAUUUAAAGAAAACAUGUUCAUUAAUCUGCCGUUUAUUAUUCUACGAGCAGUGGUUCCUAACCCUAAUUCAAUUCAAAUAUCAUUUGAACCUACGCGAGAAGAAUGUUUAAAUCUUUUAUUGUCAAUCCCGAAAAAAAUAAUUAAAACAGUACAAGAUAUACCAAGAGUUGAACAACUGUUAAUGAAACAACUCAAAGGUGAUUCUACUAUGGUAUUAAAAAACAUUGACGAAUCUGAAGAGGAUGUUCAAAAUAUGUUAUUUGAAGUUCGUAAUGUUCUAGAAAACAAUUUUUCAGGACCAGAAACUUACAUAAAAUAUUAUAAACCCUACUACUAUUUGUUAAAUGGCACUGAAACAAAAUCCUUCAAUAAAUUUUUUUCAAGUGAUCCAUUUCCAUUAUUGGCUGAAUUCAAUGAAUGGGGCAUCAAGUAUAUGACUAUAAAUGCAGAUAUCAUUAAACUUAGAGAUCGAGUGGAAUUAAAUUUAAUAAAAUUAGAUGUAUCCGAGGUUAAUACAUAUUUAAAAAAUAUAGUUAAGAGUUUGAAUAACAAAAUUCUUGACUAUUUUAUGGAUCUAACUCGGCAAAAUAUUUCUGGAAUAAAUAGUGCAUUUGAGGUUAUGUCUACCAAGUUAUCAGAAACACCUGAGACUACUGAAGAUUUAGUAGAACUUAGUAAUUAUGUAACACUAAGCCGGGAUUCUACUUUAUCAAAAAUAAAAGCUCAACUGAGGGUUGUCGGAGAAUACAUAAUGUUUCUUUUUGAUUACACGUUGUUCAACAUCGAUGAUAUAAAUUUGCAAUCACGAGUAUAUCGAUGGCCUCAAGAGAUUGAACAGUUUUUAGAUAUAGCCACAAAUAGAGUUGUUCAAAAGAAAGCGGUAGUUGAAAGCCAAUUAAAAACUAAAAAAACUGAAUUUGAAUUUGAUCUUAAAAGUCACCACAAACUAUUGGAUCAUUUAAAAAAAAAAGAUCCACCAAUAUUAACUGAUGAGGAAAUCAUAUCAGCAACUGAAGAAGUUGAUCGUCUUUCUAAUUUCCUUAAAGAAGAUAUUGCUAGCAUAAAUCACACUCAAAAGCUAUUGGAUGUCGAAAUUACACCAUAUACUUAUCUUUAUUCUAUGGUUGCAACUAGUGAGCAAUUUGACCGUUUGUGGCACAUUGCUUAUGAUUUCCAAAACUAUUAUGAAGUAUGGUUCAAUGGGCCAUUCUACGAUCUGAACGCUAAAGAAAUAAAGGAUACGGUGGAUAGUAUGUGGAAAAACCUAUAUAAAUUAGCUAGAACUCUUCAAGAUUAUCCCGGGUCAAAAAGAGUAGCAGAAAUUAUGCGUGGUCGAGUAGAUGAUUUCAAAAAGUAUUUACCAGUAUUAGAUACAAUUUGUAAUCCGGGUAUACAUGAUAGACAUUGGAUGGAGAUUAGUAAAAGUGUUGGUGUAGAGUUGCAUUCUAAUGAAACAUCAACUUUGUCUCAAAUGAUUGAAAUUGGUUUACUGGAUCAUAUUGAAAAACUCGAAGAAAUUAGUGUUAUUGCAACUAGAGAAUAUUCUCUUGAACAAAAUCUUCGAAAAAUGAAAGAAGAAUGGAUACCUAUUGAGUUUGAAUGUAGCCCAUAUCGGGAGAGUGGAGUUAGCAUAUUAACGGCGUUAGAUGACAUUCAAGUUAUGUUAGAUGAUCAUAUACUGAAAGCUCAAACAAUGCAUGGAUCGGUUUAUAUAAAACCUUUUGAAGAAGAAAUGGAUACAUGGGAAAAGAAAUUAAUUAUGAUGCAAGACAUUUUAAAUCUAUGGAUCUCAGUGCAAGGGAUUUGGAUGUAUUUAGGUCCUAUAUUUAGUUCAGAAGAUAUUAACCGGCAGAUGCCCGAAGAAGCUAGAAAUUUUAGGAUAGUAGAUGCUAUUUGGCGUCAUAUUAUGAUUCAUACUGUUAAAAAUAGUAAUGUCCUCGAAGCUACAAAUUAUCCAAAUAUGUUACAAUUACUAAAAAAAUGCAGUGUUAUGUUUGAGCAGAUACAGAAAGGAUUAAAUGAGUACUUGGAGAAAAAACGUCUUUUCUUCCCGAGAUUUUUCUUUUUAUCUAACGACGAACUUCUCGAAAUUUUGUCCGAAACCAAAAACCCACUACUGGUGCAACCACAUCUUAAAAAAUGUUUCGAAGGAAUUGCGAAAUUAAACUUUACAAAAAGCGUAGAAAUUGUGGGAAUGAUAUCAGCUGAUGGUGAAGUAGUAGAAUUUAAUGGAAUAAUAUAUCCCGCGGAGGCUAAGGGUUUAGUAGAAAAAUGGUUAAUCCAGGUUGAAAUUUUAAUGAUGCAGUCAAUAAAAAAAAUUAUUAACGAUGCAGUAAAAAAAUACGCUAAUACUAAUCGGACCGAAUGGGUACUUCAGUGGCCAGGCAUGGUAGUUUUAUGUGCUGCAACAAUAAAUUGGACUGCCGAAGUAGAAACUGCUAUUGAAAAAAGAACGCUUCCUGGCUACUUACAGAAAAGCAAUAAUCAAAUAGACAAUUUAGUAAAUUUAGUGCGUGGCACACUAGGCAAAGGCGAAAGGGCAACGGUGUGUGCUUUGAUAGUUAUAGAUGUUCACGCUCGUGACGUUGUUAAAAAUCUUAGAGCUCUGAAAAUAAGCAGUGUCCGUGAUUUUAAUUGGAUUAGUCAACUUAGAUAUUAUAAUAGAAAUUCAAAAACCACUGUGUCGAUGAUAACUACCACUUUAGACUAUGGAAAUGAAUAUUUAGGCAAUACACCAAGAUUGGUAAUUACUCCGUUGACAGAUCGUUGUUACAGAACACUUAUGGGCGCAUUAAAAUUAUACCUUGGUGGCGCUCCAGAAGGUCCAGCUGGUACUGGAAAAACAGAAACUACAAAAGAUUUAGCCAAAGCAAUAGCCAAACAAUGUGUCGUAUUUAAUUGUUCUGAAGGACUUGAUUUUAAGGCUAUGGGCAAAUUUUUCAUGGGAUUAGCACAAUCUGGAGCAUGGGCAUGUUUUGACGAAUUUAAUAGAAUUGAACUUGAAGUGUUGUCGGUUAUUGCUCAGCAAGUGUAUAUUAUACAAAUGGCGAUAAAAGCUAAAAAGGAAAAAUUCAUGUUUGAAGGCACAGAGUUAACAUUAAAUCCCACUUGUGCAGUUUUUAUAACUAUGAAUCCCGGGUAUGCUGGACGUCAAGAACUACCCGAUAACUUGAAAGUAUUGUUCCGCACAGUCGCUAUGAUGGUACCAGAUUACGCCAUGAUUGGAGAAAUAUCAUUAUAUUCUAUGGGUUUUAGUGAUGCUAGAAGUUUGGCUGAAAAAAUUGUUGACACAUAUAAGUUAUGUUCAGAACAAUUAUCGUCUCAAUCACAUUACGAUUACGGUAUGAGGGCAGUAAAAUCUGUAUUAACAUCAGUUGAAAAUUUGAAAAUUAAAUAUCCUGAUAGCAACGAAGAACAAAUUGUACUAAGAGCUAUAUACGAUGUCAAUAUGCCAAAGUUUUCAUCGGAGGAUAUACCACUUUUUAUUGGUAUAUAUGGAGAUUUGUUUCCCGGUGUCGAUCUCUUAGUUCCGGAAAGAGACGAACUUAUAAACAAAAUAAAUAUUAACUUAGCUAAAAGGAAUUUACAAAGUACUCCGUGGUUCAUUGACAAAAUAAUACAAGUAUAUGAAAUGGUUUUGGUUAGACACGGGCUUAUGAUUGUUGGUGAACCAUUUUCAGGAAAAACUUGCGCCUAUCAGGUCUUGGCAGAAUCGUUAGGUGAUUUACAACUCGAACGUAAAGCAGUAAUGAAAGAGUUUAAAACCAAUUGUAAAAUAAUCAAUCCAAAAGCAAUUACUCUUGGUCAAUUGUAUGGAUCAUUUGAUGCUGUUUCGCAUGAAUGGUAUGAUGGAGUCUUAGCAAUCGUGUUUCGAGAAUUUGCAAAUAGUGUAUCGAAGGAUCGUAAAUGGAUUGUAUUUGAUGGCCCUGUUGAUGCGGUAUGGAUAGAAAAUAUGAACACAGUGUUAGACGAUAACAAAAAACUUUGCUUAAUGUCCGGAGAAAUAAUUCAGAUGAAUAAUAAAAUGAACAUGGUAUUUGAACCUGCCAAUUUAGAGCAAGCUUCGCCUGCAACAGUAUCUCGCUGUGGUAUGAUUUAUGUGGAGCCAAAGCAACUUGGUUGGAGAUCUUUUUGGUUUUCGUAUAAGCAGGCACUUUGUUCUAAAAUUUUGCCAGACCAACAAAUUAUGAUGGAUCACUUAAUCGAAUGGGUAGUACCUGCAGUAUUUGAUUUCAUACAAAGACAUUGUAGUUUAUUUUUAGAUACUUCUGAAAAUCAUAUGUUUAACUCUUUUACAAGGUUAAUAGAAUGUAUGAUUCAAGAAGAAACUGGAGUUGGAUUCGCAACCAUAAUGUUAGGAUGUAUAAUGAUUUUCAGUUUGGUCUGGAGUUUUGGCUCCUUAAUUAAGAGCGAUAGCCGAAAUAAAUUUGACACAUUUUUAAGGAAACUACUUCUUGGAAAUAUUGAUGAAUAUCCGAAACCCGCUACUUUUAGGUUGACAAAAACAAACCUUUUUCCAGAUACGGGCACAGUCUAUGACUAUGUGUAUGAUUAUAAAAACAACGGCUCUUGGGUCUUAUGGUCUGAAAAAUUGGAAUUUAAAAUGAUCUCACCAGAUGCCAGAAUAAAUGACUUAAUCAUUGAAACGGAUGAAACAGCAAAGCAAAAUUUUUUUCUCCAACUAUUAUUAAAAAAUGAAAUUCCUUUACUGUUUGUUGGUCCCACUGGUACUGGAAAAUCAGCUAUUGUACUAGACUACUUAAUACAUUUGCCAAAAGAAAAUUUUUUAGCAAAUGUUCUAAACUUCUCGGCACGGACUGCAGCUAACACUGUACAAGACAUUAUAAUUUCUAAAUUGGAAAAGCGAAGAAGAGGAGUUUUUGGACCGUCUGUUGGGAAAAAAUGUAUGUUGUUUGUAGAUGAUUUAAGUAUGCCAUUACCGGAAAAAUAUGGUGCUCAACCUCCAAUAGAAUUGUUAAGACAAUGGAUUGAUCAUGGUAAUUGGUAUGAUCUUCAAACUAAAUCAAGAAUAGAUAUACUCGACAUGUUAUUUAUUGGUGCACUUCAACCUCCUGGUGGUGGUUCAAAUCAAGUUACUACUCGUUUCACUAGACAUAUGAAUGCCAUUGGUAUUGAUUCAUUCAGUCAAGAAACUAUGUCCAAAAUUUUUUCUCAAAUUAUGAAAUGGCAUUUUAAUAAAGGAUUUUCCGAGACCAUCACAUUACAAGGAAUUAAUGUUGUAGAAGCCAUAUUGUUUGUGUAUAAAGAAGCAGUCGCUACAUUUUUACCGACUCCUGCUAAAUCUCACUACACUUUCAAUCUCCGAGAUUUCACCAGAGUUAUAAAAGGAAUAUUAUUGUUACCAGCAUCGCGGUGUAAAACCCUUGAAAAGAUUUUCCGACUUUGGGUUCACGAGACAUGGCGUGUAUUUGGUGAUAGAUUAGUACAUGACGACGACCGUAAUAUAUUAUUUGAAAUAAUGAAAACAGCAUCUUAUAGUUGUUUGAGACAACCAAUGGACGUUUAUCUUAGCGAUUUAAUGCCAAUUGAAGAUAGUUUUUUAAAUUCUGAUCAUUUACGAAACCUUUUUUAUGGAAACUACAUGGACCCAGAUAGUGAUAAAAAAAUUUAUGAUGAAGUUCAUAGUGAAAAAAAACUAAUCAAACAAAUGGAGUAUUAUUUAAACGAAUACAACACUAUGUCUAAAAGUCCAUUAUCAAUGGUUAUGUUUAAGUUUGCCAUUGAACACGUGUCUCGUGUAAGUAGAGUCUUACAACAAGACAAUGGCCAUGUGUUAUUAGUUGGGAUAGGUGGCAGUGGAAGACAAUCAGCUACAAAGUUGGCCACAUUUAUAGCCGAUUAUAAAAUAUUCCAAAUUGAAAUAGGAAGGAAUUAUGGUAAAAAUGAAUGGAAUGAAGAUAUGAAAAAAAUAUUAAGAUAUGCUGGAUGCGAAGGAAAUCCUAUUACAUUUUUUUUAUCUGACAAUCAAAUUGCAGAAGAAAGCUUUGUGGAAGAUAUCAAUAUGUUACUUAAUACUGGGGAUAUACCAAAUCUUUAUCAAUCUGAUGAACGAGUUGAUAUUUUAGAUAAAAUAUCUAAUAUUGCUCAAAAUCUCGAGAAAAAUGUUGAAACAACACCUCUUGCUUUAUACAAUUUCUUUAUAGAAAGAGUCAAAGAAAACCUUCAUCUUACUUUAGCUAUGUCACCAAUUGGCGAUGUGUUUAGAAACCGCUUGCGAAUGUUUCCUUCACUCAUUAACUGUUGUACGAUUGACUGGUUUACAGUUUGGCCUGAAGAUGCUCUAGAGAAAGUUGCUGAAUAUUAUUUAAAAGAUAUGUCUAUUAACAGUGAUAUUGCUUCAUCUUGUGUAGUAAUUUGUAAAGAAUUUCAUACGACAGCUAGAGAUGCUUCUGCUAGGUUUUAUUCAGCGUUAAAGAGGCAUAACUAUGUUACACCAACGUCCUAUUUAGAGUUGAUUAAAACAUUUCAAAAUUUACAUAAGAAGAAAGUAGAUCAAAUUACAACUUUGCGUAGUAGAUAUGAAACCGGAUUAGAAAAAUUAGACUUUGCUGCUGGCCAAGUAUUUGUUAUGCAAGAUCAACUUACAGCUUUAAAACCAAAACUUGUAGAAACAUCGUUGGUAACAAAAGCUCUUUUGGUUAAAAUUGAACAAGACACUAUAAAAGCCGAAGCCAAAAAAGAAUUAGUGGGUGCCGAUGAAGCACUUGCUAAUGACGCUGCAGCAGCAUCACAGGCUAUUAAAGAUGAGUGUGAAAGUGAUUUAGCUGAAGCUAUACCAGCUCUCGAAGCUGCAGUUUCAGCUCUAAAUACUCUUAAACCUGCUGAUAUUACAUUAGUAAAAUCUAUGAAAAAUCCACCACAUGGUGUCAAGUUAGUCCUAGAAGCAGUUUGUGUUAUGAAAGGAAUAAAAUCUGAACGUAAACCCGAUCCCAAGGGCUCUGGGAAGAUGAUUGAAGAUUAUUGGGGACCUUCUCAGAAACUUAUUUCAGAUACUAAAUUUUUAGAAAGUUUAAAAACUUACGACAAAGAUAAUAUAGAUCCUACAAUCAUGAAAAAUAUAAGAGAAAAAUAUAUUAGUGAUCCAGCCUUCGAUCCAAUUACUAUUAGAUCGGUUUCUAAUGCGUGUGAAGGCCUUUGUAAAUGGAUACGAGCGUUGGAUGUAUAUGAUAAAGUAAAAAAAGUUGUUGGACCUAAACAAGAAAAACUUCAUCAAGCGGAAUUGGACUAUAACGCUCAAAUAGAAACACUUAACGAGAAAAGAGCUGAACUUGCCGAGGUAUUGGGCAAGCUUCAGACAUUGCAAGAUGAACUUGCAAAAAAAACUAAAGAGCAAACAGAAUUAGAAGAUAAUAUUGAACUAUGUUCUAAAAAAUUGACCCGAGCUGAACAAUUAAUAAAUGGACUUAGUGGAGAAAAACAUAGAUGGAGCCAAACAGCUCUAGAGUUGCAAUCAACCCUGGAUAACGCGAUUGGUGAUGUAUUGUUAUCUGCUGGUGUUGUUGCUUACCUUGGAGCAUUUACUGUUGACUUUAGAAAUGUACUUAUUGAUGAAUGGAAUCAAAUGUGUUUGAAAACAAAUAUUCCUUGUUCAAAACAGUUUUCACUAAUACAUACAUUAGGGGAACCAGUAUUAAUUCGGGAAUGGAAUAUAUUUGGACUUCCGGCUGAUAAUUUUUCAAUUGAAAACGGGAUUAUUGUUUUUAGUGCUACGAGAUGGCCUCUAAUGAUUGAUCCCCAAGGUCAAGCAAAUAAAUGGGUAAAAGCUAUGGAAAGUACAAACAAAAUUUCUGUAAUCAAAUUGACAAAUUCAAAUUAUAUGACUUCGAUUCAAUUAGCCAUUGAACAUGGUUUACCAAUUCUCUUAGAAAAUGUACAAGAAGACAUAGAUGCUACACUUGACCAAGUACUACUGAAAAACAUCUAUAAGCAAGGCGGAAUUGAAUACUUGAGAUUUGGCGAUAAUUUGUUGGAAUAUAAUCAUUCGUUUCGAUUUUACAUCACAACACGACUUAGAAAUCCUCAUUAUUUGCCUGACAUAUCUGUUAAAGUAACACUAUUAAACUUUAUGAUUACGCCACAAGGGCUUCAAGAUCAAUUGCUUGGGAUUGUUGUUGCUAAAGAAAGACCUCUGUUAGAGGAAAAAAAAAAUGAAUUAAUAGUUGAAAGUGCUAAUAAUAAAAAAUUACUGCAAGAAAUCGAAGACAAGAUAUUAUACAUUCUAUCGUCGUCCGAAGGAAAUAUUUUGGAGGACGAAUCGGCAAUACAAGUUUUAUCUUCGUCAAAAACACUAUCAGUUGAAAUUCAAUUGAAGGAAGAAAUAUCUAUUAUAACUGAAAAAGAAAUUGAUGUAGCUCGUAACGUUUAUAUUCCUGUGUCUAAACACUCUUCAGUUUUAUUUUUCUGUAUCACUGAUUUAAAUAAUAUCGAUCCAAUGUACCAAUAUUCAUUAUCAUGGUUUAUAAACCUAUAUUAUCAGUCGAUUGUACAAAGUGAAAAAUCUGAUGAUAUUGAUGAAAGAAUAAAGAAUUUGAAUGAUUAUUUCACUUAUAACAUUUACCGAAACGUUUGUAGAUCAUUAUUUGAAAAAGACAAACUAAUUUUUUCAUUUAUUUUAACAGUUGGAAUUUUUCGGUCCAAGGGUUUAAUUGACGAUGAAUUAUUUACAUUGUUCCUUACCGAAGGAGUUGGGUUGAAAAAUGAACACCCCAAUCCAGCUUCUAAGUGGUUAAGUGAUAAGUCAUGGGCUGAAACUGUUCGAGCAUCUCAAUUACCAAGUUUAAAUCAAUUCUAUAAAUCAAUUAUCGAUUCAAAUGAUGAGUGGAACUUAUGGUAUGAUUCAAAUAAUCCACAAGACAUACCUAUUCCAGAACCUUUUCAAAAUAUCGAUGGCCUUGAAAAACUUGUGAUUAUAAAAUGUAUUCGUUUUGAUAAAGUAGUUCCAGCUAUUCAGGAAUACGUUGUAAGUAGUAUGGGUCAGAAAUAUGUAGAACCUCCAUCGUUCGACUUAGCGGAUUCGUUCAAAGAUUCAAACUGUUGUAGUCCAUUAAUUUUUAUAUUAUCAGCGGGAACGGAUCCAAUGUCUAGUUUGAUAAAAUUUUCGGAGGACAAAAAAAUUAGCCAAAAUGAUUUAUUAACCAUAUCACUUGGUCAAGGACAAGGUCCAAUAGCUGCAAACAUGAUAAAAUUGGGCUUAGAAACUGGCAAAUGGGUUGUGUUACAAAAUUGUCAUUUAGCUGUAAGCUGGAUGAAAGAACUUGAUCGCAUUUGUAAUGACGAAAUUGUACCCAGUCGUACACAUCUAUCUUUCCGUCUUUGGCUCACAAGUUAUCCAUCUGAGGAUUUCCCUGUUUCUAUAUUACAGAAUGGAAUUAAAAUGAUAAACGAAGCUCCGAAAGGUCUUGGUGCAAAUUUAUUCCGCUCGUAUACAACUAACCCCAUUAAUGAUCCAGAAUUCUACCUCAGUUGUAAGAACCGUUCAGGUUUGAAAACGUUAUUAUUUUCACUGUGUUUUUUCCAAGGAAUUAUUCAAGAACGUCGAAAGUUUGGACCACUUGGUUGGAAUAUACCAUAUGAAUUUAACGACUCAGAUUUGCAAAUCAGCGUGAUGCAGUUAAAUAUGUUUUUAAACGAUUAUGAUGAAAUUCCAUUCAAAGCAUUACUUUAUUUAAUUGGUGAAUGUAAUUAUGGUGGUCGAGUGACUGACGACAAAGAUCGACGUUUAUUGACAUCUCUAUUGUUAAUUUUUUUCAACACAAAUGUUAUCAACAACAGUUCAUACACGUUUUCUGAGAGUGGACUGUAUUACAUACCCAAAGACAUCUCCCUAAGUGGAUGCUUAGAUUACAUUAAAUCUUUACCCAUGAAUCCGCAACCGGAGGUAUUCGGACUGCAUGAGAAUGCUGACAUAACAAAAAAUAAUUAUGAAACUCAAAUGCUGUUGAAUGGAACCAUUUUAACACAAUCUCAAAUCGCAGCCGGAGGUAGUGAUAAAGAUGCAGAUGCAAAAACCGUAGAGCUAGCUAGUAAUAUUGCGAAAAACAUUCCAGAUUUAUUUGACAUAAUCGAAGCAACAAAAAAAUAUCCAACAAUGUAUGAACAGUCGAUGAAUACAGUAAUAAGACAGGAAUUGAUACGUUUCAAUAGAUUAUUGUCAGUUAUAAAAAAAUCCUUAGUGGAUGUACAAAAAGCUAUUAAAGGUAUUGUUGUCAUGUCAUCUGAUUUGGAAGAAUUAAAUACAAGUCUAGUCGUUGGACGAGUACCGGCUAACUGGAUGAAUUAUUCGUACCCCUCAUUGAAGCCAUUAGGUGGUUAUGUUGCAGAUUUAUUACAGAGACUAAAAUUCCUACAAGACUGGCUGGAUAAUGGCAUGCCAGAAGUGUUUUGGCUUUCUGGUUUUUAUUUUACACAGUCUUUCUUGUCGGGUGUGCUUCAGAAUUUUUCGCGCAAAAACAAAAUACCUAUUGAUAAGCUUGGAUUUGAGUUUGAAAUAACAAUAUAUGAACAGGAAAUGGAAUUGAAGGACAUGCCGGAACAGGGUGUCUAUUGCCGGGGCUUAUUUUUAGAAGGGGCUAGAUGGGAUCGAGAAUUACAAAUAUUAAAUGAGUCCUAUCCAAAAAUUCUUUUCGACACGGUUCCAAUUAUUUAAUUUAAACCAGGAAUUAAAUCCGAGUUUGAGAAGAAAAUGUAUUACGACGCUCCCAUCUACAAGACAAGUGCUCGUCGAGGUGUUCUAUCCACCACAGGUCAUUCGACUAAUUUUGUGAUGUUCAUAAACUUUUUAACUGAUCGACAUAAAGAUCAUUGGAUCAAUCGAGGCGCCGCUUGCUUGUGUCAGUUAGACAAUUAAAUAAAAACAGUUUUAUUCGUUUCCAUAAAAAAUUAAUGGGUUCGCUAUACAUA